Molecule: messenger RNA, 315 nt
Organism: Puccinia graminis f. sp. tritici CRL 75-36-700-3
Lineage: Eukaryota; Fungi; Basidiomycota; Pucciniomycetes; Pucciniales; Pucciniaceae
Exons: 2
Coding region: 1-315 (104 amino acids)
Source: RefSeq, a predicted model, not a curated record
AUGGCGCACGACUCCGCCGUUAAAAAAGUUGCAAGUUGGGUGCAUCCGGAACUGGCACCAAAUGGUUCAUCCACUGGCAAAGCGCGUGUGCCCAGCCAAAAACCCUUCAGCAGCACAGCGGAAAAGAAACCCCGAUUGAGUGAACAUCCUAAGCCACAAUACUCGGCGCACUCAGAAUCCUCUGACACAGGUGAAAUUAAUGUCAACGUUACGGAUGUCACUAAAGCCGGUCUUGAAAAGAAAGAACUGUUUUAUCGGCGAAUAAUUGCACCACUCUUCCCCGCGUUAUUGGAUGGAUUUUUGAGAUUGGAUUGA